Closterium sp. NIES-65 is the source of this 447-nucleotide messenger RNA. The record is from the annotation of a GenBank genome assembly. Lineage: Eukaryota; Viridiplantae; Streptophyta; Zygnematophyceae; Desmidiales; Closteriaceae.
AUGCCCCUUAAACCCAUUCAACCCCUCUCAACCCCCCCUACUACCCCAGUCGCUCUCUUCAACGGCACCAAUGCUGAUGACCUCUCAUGCCCCUCCUGCUUGGGCCUGCUGGGAGGGAGCUCUGCACUGCUCAUAGCCUUUUUGAGCGGGGUGAGUGGAGUGACUGGGGUGAGUGGGGUGAGUGGGGUGAGUGGGGUGUGUGGGAUAAGUGGAGUGAGUGGGGUGAGUGGGGUGUGUGGGGUGUGUGGGAUAAGUGGGGUGAGUAGGGUGAGUGGGGUGUCUGAGUUGAGUGGGAUAAGUAGGGCGAGUAGGGUGGGUGGGCUGUGCAGGGGGGUGGGCUGUGCAGGUGGGUGGGCUGUGCAGCCUGCACGGGACGGCGGGCGCAGGUGCCUGUGCCCUGAGUCUCAAGCCUACGAUGCCAGCACCAAGGAGUGCCAUGUGGCUUGA